Messenger RNA from Suillus bovinus, 234 nucleotides. RefSeq lists its product as uncharacterized. The annotation marks the transcript as partial. The transcript has a single exon. NCBI's taxonomy places the organism in Eukaryota, Fungi, Basidiomycota, Agaricomycetes, Boletales, Suillaceae. The record is from RefSeq and is a predicted model, not a curated record.
GCUAAUCUGAUAUCACUAUCUAUACUGCGGAUCGAGUUGAUGAGAGAGGCAGGCGGAGAAGGAACAAUGACCUUAGGGGUGGACGACCAGGCAGCAAUCAGGGCCACUAACGCCUUCCAAUCACAGCCCGGGCACUACCUUGUUGGUAAACUCCACGAUGAUCUCAGGGAGCUCAUACCAAACAACAACAACAGGAAGCUCACAAUCAGAUGGACCCUGGGUCACAAAGGCAUA